Paramecium pentaurelia is the source of this 487-nucleotide messenger RNA. NCBI's taxonomy places the organism in Eukaryota, Ciliophora, Oligohymenophorea, Peniculida, Parameciidae. The record is from the annotation of a GenBank genome assembly.
AUGUUUAGUAAAGGGUAAUUUUAAAGUAUUAAAGUUUUUCUGUAAAAGGUAAAUUAGCUCUAAUAUCAUUAGAAUUGCAUACUUUGGAAGGUUGAUAGUUUUAUUUGGAAUUUCAUAUCUUAAGGUAAAUAUUGGUAACAUAUUGAUAUUUUUAUUUCCACAACUUUUAUACAAAAACAAUUAAUAAUAAAAGCAUCAAGAUUCUGAACUGAAUACCAGACUAAUGGGAGUCAAUCAAUAAAAAUAGAGAUUUGACAUCUAAUCCAAAAACUAAAGAAAAUUAUUCAAUAUGAUAAUUUAUUUUGGAUUUAUUAAAAUAUAAAUCCCUAAAGUAUUUUUCAAAUCAAAUUAAUUAAUGUACCAAUAAUUAAUAGUAUUCAUUUAAAUUUCAAUACAUAAAUUAGUAACCUGUUUAAAAUUUUUGGUAAUAGAGUAAGUCUUUUUUGCUAAAGGAAUGAUCAUCUUUAUUAUGGAAUUAAUUUAAUGA